Messenger RNA from Haemonchus placei, 1208 nucleotides. Lineage: Eukaryota; Metazoa; Nematoda; Chromadorea; Rhabditida; Trichostrongylidae. The record is from the annotation of a GenBank genome assembly.
GCGAGAAGAUGGGUCUGACGAUGAACGUUUUGCUGUCCAUCAAUGUGUUCUUACUUCUGGUCUCGAAGAUUCUGCCGCCGACGUCGUUGUCGAUUCCUCUCGUCGCUAAAUAUCUCCUGCUCACUUUUGUGCUCAACAUCAUAACCAUUCUGAUCACUGUCGUCAUCUGUAACAUUUACUUCCGAUCUCCUAUCACGCAUCGCUUGCCGCCAUGGGUUCGAAGUGUCUUUUUGGAUUGGUUACCACUUCUGAUGUGCAUGCAGCGGCCAGGGCGUAAGGACGUCUUGCAUCAGAAGAAGAAGAAGUUGGAGACGAAAUCCAGCCAGCACCUGACAACACCGAAUCACCAUCCCCACUGCAAGGUCGCUGACACUGUUCGAGAUGGCGCUCCACUGAUUCGAAUAAGCCAUCCGUCUUGCGAAGAUCUUUCCCCUGAUGCUCAGCGAGCCGUUGAUGCUAUCGAAUUCAUCACAGAAAACAUGAAGGACGACGAAACCACGAAACAGUAUCGGGACGACUGGAAGUACAUAGCGAUGGUAGUGGAUCGUAUACUACUCUAUGGCUUCUUUGGAAUCACCCUAGGAGGGACAAUUGAUUCCAUCGCCGGGAUGAUGUCGGACGCUGAAGACCGUCUGAUGGUCGACCUCUUUCGCGGCUACAACUCCCUCGUACAGCCGGUUCGCAACAAAACCGAACUGCCGAUGAUCAUCAAAAUCGCCAUGCAGCUCGUUUUGCUCAUCAAUGUGGACGAGAAAGAGCAGGUGAUGCACACGAAUGUAUGGCUUACAUUGAGAUGGCAAGAUUUUCAAAUGCGAUGGGACCCAAAGGACUAUGACGGAAUAACCCAAAUACGCGUGGCGCCCGACAAAAUUUGGUUACCGGACAUUGUGCUAUUCAAUAAUGCUGACGGGAACUACGAAGUGUCCUUCAUGUGUAAUGCGCUUAUUCAUCAUUCGGGUGAAGUGCUUUGGGUACCACCGGCUAUCUAUAAAAGCAGCUGCAUCAUCGACGUCGAAUUUUUUCCCUUCGAUGAUCAGCGGUGCAGUCUGACAUUUGGCAGUUGGACGGUGAGCUUUGCAUUACUUCAUUCAAACAGUAGCAGCAAAUUGUCAGUUGCUGUGCUGAUUCUUCCGCUUUUUCAGAAGGGAAAAAUCAGCAGAGUAAAUUUCUUUGUAAAAGUUACAAUGAACUUAUCAGACAUGGCAUAA